AUUCAUAAACCGUUUACGGAGUCUCAAGUGUAAGACAUUUAAAAAUUCAAAUUAGCAAGUCUCGUCUCGCCCGUGACUUCCGUUGCUACGGAUCCUUGUGUGAGCGAUCUGGCUAAUACCAGAGAUGGGAGGUAACCGAGAGGAAUGGUGAGAGACGGAUACUAUCUUUCGGUUCCAGAAUGCUGUAAUUGAGCUGUGACAUCAGUAGAACACACAAUGGUGGACUUUCAGUCACGGUACCGGCUGUACGGCCACGGGUAUACUUCCCCGGAACUCAAGUACCCGGUACCCACAUAUCGGGAACUGUACCACAACACGGCACCCACCAUCUUCUCCAGGAGACCCAGAAUGCAUGACUGCCGACGGGAGUCGAUGAAGGACUAUGUGGAUGCCCGUGAGUGGGAGACUUGGCUCCUGUCCCAGGGGCUGAGGGAGACCAUCCGGAGCGCCACCUGUCUCAAUCUCAAGGUCAAAGAAACAUACUCGGACGGAACCAAAAAACCUGAGAAACUGCUGUUUAACAUAGGCAUGCGCGGAAGUGGGGACGGGGAUUUUAAUUUCCCGCGCAGCGUCAUCACAACACGUGACGGGGAUGUAGUGGUGGCGGACACCAUGAACCACCGCGUGCAGAUCUUCAAUUCAUUCGGGGUGUUCCUGACCAAGUUUGGCAAAAAGGGAACCGGAAAGCUUCAGUUCAAUGAACCGUCUGAUGUAGCAGAAAUUCCGAACGGUGAUUUAGCGGUGGCAGAUAAACGAAACAAACGAGUUCAAAUCAUAACGCAAGGCGGACAGUUCCGGAGUGUGUUCGAAACAGUGGACGAACCUUACAGCAUCGCCAGUGACCUCAGUGGUAACGUGAUCGUAUCUACAACUCGAAGGACUAUAGAAGUGUAUAAGAAAGGAGGUAAACUAAUACAUCGGUUCGUCAUUCCGGGUGUAUCACGUGACACCUUCGGUUGCAAAAUCUGUGUGAACAACAGACAGGAAAUCAUUGUGUGUGACGCUGUUAACUCUACAAUCAAGUUCUUUACAUAUAAUGGCAGAUAUGUGUCGAAGUUCUCGCCCCGAUCUUCCGGCGAGGGACUGACGAUGAUUCCGUCGGGAAUAACUAUAAAUAGAAUGGGCGAGAUCCUGGUGGCUGAUUCGUUGAACCAUACGAUCAAUGUUUACAAUGAUAACGGGGAUUUCCUCAGACAAGCGAUUUGUCCCACAGAUCAAGCGGGGUGUAUUCAGGCAUGCGCAGUGGGACCGGAAGGACAUCUGAUUACUACGGAGUUCAGUUUAUCUGGUCCACAUACUUUGAAGAUUUUCCGGUAUCGCCCAUGUCACUGCCACAUCACGAGACCAGGGUCUAGCAAGCGACGCACCCCCACCCCACAGUCUUUUAGAUGAAACAGCGUACAUGUAUAUGUAUAUGGUAUAAAAGGGAAAACCUAUAUUUGAUAAUUAAUUUAAUGCACAAUAGUUUAUGGCAUUGCAAAAACAAACAGAUCAUGUUCUCAAAAUGACGUGUUACAUAUUGACAACGUAUCCUAUAUAAUUUGGUUGUUGCUUUUUAAAUCAUAAUUUGGAGGGGUAUAUAUAAUCAUAAUAAUUAAUUUUGCUUUGCAAUUCUAUUUGCUCUAUAUUAGAAAAAAAUCAUCAACUUAUUUUUUCUGAUUUAUCGAUUUUUUUUAAUAUUCCUAUAUUGAUUUUAUUUAUAUUUAUAAGUUUGUUUCCCCCUCAAUGUUGUUGUCAUUUACAUAUGUUUGAUUUUGUUGCGGAAAUUUGUAUGUUAUGCAAACAAUAAAUAUUGAAGCAGU
This is a messenger RNA of Magallana angulata, 1802 nucleotides long. RefSeq names its product tripartite motif-containing protein 2-like. The record is from RefSeq and is a predicted model, not a curated record. NCBI's taxonomy places the organism in Eukaryota, Metazoa, Mollusca, Bivalvia, Ostreida, Ostreidae. Gene Ontology annotation, molecular function: ubiquitin protein ligase activity; translation repressor activity; protein binding. Gene Ontology annotation, biological process: negative regulation of translation; protein polyubiquitination; proteasome-mediated ubiquitin-dependent protein catabolic process. The coding region runs from base 217 to 1392 and encodes 391 amino acids. The transcript is spliced from 4 exons.